Molecule: messenger RNA, 1363 nt
Organism: Telopea speciosissima
Lineage: Eukaryota; Viridiplantae; Streptophyta; Magnoliopsida; Proteales; Proteaceae
Product: mitochondrial carnitine/acylcarnitine carrier-like protein
Exons: 4
Coding region: 226-1116 (296 amino acids)
Biological process (GO): mitochondrial L-ornithine transmembrane transport
Molecular function (GO): L-ornithine transmembrane transporter activity
Source: RefSeq, a predicted model, not a curated record
UAACAUCGAACGAAGAAAUUGAGUCUUUUCUUACUGAAGAAAUGGGAAGAAUGGGAUUAUUGCUGGGAAGUGGUUCUGUUUUACAGGCGACGAGAGGGCGGUUCUAACUUUUGAUUGGAGAUUUCAGUUCAGGAUUUUUUAUUGCAGAUAAGUGAGGUUCACUUUACUGUGAGUUCGUGGGUUUUUGGAGAAAAUCAUUCCUGGUGAAUCUCUAGCUUUCUCAAGAUGGCAGACAUCGCUAAGGACUUAACUGCUGGAACCGUUGGAGGGGUAGCACAAUUGGUAUGUGGGCACCCCUUUGACACCAUCAAGGUCAAGCUCCAGAGCCAGCCUACCCCGGCCCCUGGCCAACUCCCUAAGUACUCAGGUGCCAUGGAUGCUGUUAAGCAAACAAUUGCAGCUGAAGGCCCGAGGGGCUUGUACAAAGGUAUGGGUGCCCCACUUGCCACUGUGGCAGCUUUCAAUGCUCUCCUUUUCACUGUAAGAGGACAGAUGGAAGCAUUGUUGAGAUCCGAACCUGGUGCUCCUCUUUCAGUCAACCAGCAGAUUGUUUGUGGGGCUGGGGCUGGAGUUGCUGUCGCCUUCCUUGCAUGCCCUACCGAGUUGAUCAAGUGCAGGUUGCAAGCCCAGAGUGCUAUGGGAGAUGCUGCUACAUCGGGGGCAAUAAAGUAUGGAGGGCCAAUGGAUGUUGCAAGGCAUGUUCUCCGAUCAGAAGGGGGCGCAAGAGGCCUCUUCAAAGGUUUGGUUCCCACUCUUGCACGUGAAGUCCCUGGAAAUGCUGCGAUGUUUGGUGUGUAUGAAGGCUUCAAGAAGUACCUUGCUGGGGGCCAAGACACUUCUAGUCUUGGUAGGGGCUCUUUAAUUGCUGCUGGAGGCUUAGCUGGUGCCUCUUUCUGGUUCUCAGUCUAUCCAACUGAUGUAGUGAAGAGUGUUAUUCAGGUAGAUGACUACAAGAAUCCCAAGUUCUCUGGUUCCAUUGAUGCCUUCAAGAAAAUCCUAGCAUCUGAGGGAGUCAAAGGCUUGUACAAAGGAUUUGGGCCUGCAAUGGCUCGUAGUGUUCCUGCAAAUGCAGCAUGCUUUUUAGCCUAUGAAGUGACAAGAUCCAGCUUGGGAUGAAAGCCAGUUGGAGAGAUAAUACUGAUUCUUUCUACCAGCCAAAGGGUUCUGGGGAAUGUUAUUGAUAAAUUUUUUUUCGGAGUACCUGUUAUUGACAAUGUUAUUAUUGCUGCAUGACUUUUGUUUUAUGAAAACCCUUUUUAUUCAAUCCAGUAGUCAUAAGAAGUGUUCUAAGCAAUAUGGCAUUGACUUGUAAUAUCAGGAAGAACUCUCUUGGAACUUUUAACGCAAUUGUUGGCACAGGUUC